GUCAAACGUCAGCACGCGCUGCUGGAGGUUUGCUAUUUUCUAACCGUGCGCCGUCGAAGGCCGUGAGGGAAGAGCGGUGGGAAAAUUGCUAUCACACACCGACGACAACGACACAUGCACAGUCGCUCAUCCACGCACAACACAACACAACAACAUUCCGAGCAGUGCAAACACCAGUUGAAAAUCGUUUGUUACUGUAAAGUCGCAGUAAAGAAACGACGAAGCAACGAAGCUGUAUUUACCACACAUUCCAGCAGCAGCAGCAGUAGUGGUGUUGUGGUGGUACAAAUUGUUGCGCAGGCUGGUGGUGUGUUCCGUACCCCGAAACCCCGUACACUAGCGAAUGCGUUGUCGUCGUCGAACCUUGAGCGAGUGGAGUGAGGUGGUGGCAAUCCAGAUGGGUAAUUAGUGUGCAGGGGUGUGAGCGGUGCAUGCGAUAGGCGCGAUAAGACCGUGAUAAGACAGGUUGAACGGAACGGGAUUAGAAUUCAACACACAACCAGCGAGUGGUGCGCGCGCGGUUCGCUAUCGUGUAUAUAUCGUCGCCGUGCUUCCGGUAUGAACAACUGCCCAACAACAUCCAGCACACUUGCCCAAGCGCUACCAUAUGUUGCAAAUUGCCGAUAGAUACCGGGGGGUGAAAAGACCGCUGCAUGCUGCCCGGUGAACGUUGAGGCAAACGUGGCAAGUAUUACGAACGUUCAAACAAGAACAACACACGCACAGUACGCUUUGGAACACGGCACAAUCAUCUUACCCCUCGCGCAGACUUAUGUGAUAGCUUUCUGCAAGCUUUCGAAUGCAUUUAAUGCCAGUGAAUUGGAUUUACCUUCUACGCCCGAGGCGCGUGCAGAUUCCAGGUAGAUUCCUAUAGGGUUAGUACAGCUUUCAGCAGCAAAAUCCAGUUUGGAGUAUUUUCUGUGCCAUCGGACGAGUCACAUUCUGCCCUUAAAAGUUAGCAAACGCGUCCCAGUACCAGGCGUACUAGAACCAUAGCAAGAAAACAUGGUCAACAUCAAGUAUGAACGAGUGAAGCAAACGACGGAUCAGGAAGGAGCCGGUGGCGGGCUGGAGGAAGAAAUAGAGCUCGAAACCAACAGACGAUCGGACCACGGUCAGUACCACCAAAGCAACAACAGUCUGCACGCCAGCUAUGGCCACCACAACCAGUACAUCGUCACCACGACCGCCGGGGGCAGUAAAAGUUACGCGGACGGUGGCGGGGGCGAUACGCGCAAGAAGCACGCCUUCACGAACCGGAUCGUCGUAACGCUCGUGCUGAUCGUUUGCUACUUUUCCCUCUCGAUCGGGCUCACCUUUUACCAGCGGCAUCUGCUGCAGCACUUUAAGCUACCGCUGUUCGUGGUACUGUACCAUCUGGUAAUCAAGCUGCUGCUGGCGGCGGCCGUGCGCGCCGUGCUGCGUUGUGUGACGCGCAAACCGCGCAUCCUGCUCGACUGGCGGACGUCGGUGCGCAAGAUACUGCCCACCGGGUUGGCCAGCGGGAUCGAUAUUAGCUUCUCGAACUGGGGUCUCGAGCUGGUCAAAAUAUCACUGUACACAAUGACCAAAUCCACAACGAUCGUCUUCAUAUUGAUAUUUGCCAUACUGCUGAAGUUGGAGAAGAAGAGCUGGUCGCUUGGGGCCAUUGUCGUCAUGAUCUCCGGCGGACUGUUCAUGUUCACCUACAAAUCGACCCAGUUCGAUGCGCUCGGCUUUUCCUUCCUGCUGUUUGCCUCCCUUUCGAGUGGCAUCCGUUGGACGUUUGCGCAGCUGAUCAUGCAAAAGUCGAAGCUCGGUCUGCACAACCCGAUCGAUAUGAUAUUCCACAUGCAGCCAUGGAUGAUACUGUCCGUACUGCCGUUUACCAUCGGAUUUGAAGGACGAAAGCUUCUCGAAGGUUACGACCUGGUGCAGCAGCUACCGUCGGCCGUUGUGGUCGAUAUGUGGGCGAAAAUUUCCAUCGGAGCGUUCAUAGCGUUCGCGAUGGAGGUGAGCGAGUUUAUGGUCCUCACCAACACCUCUAGUCUGACCCUGUCCGUUGCGGGCAUAUUUAAGGAAAUUUGCCAACUGAUACUCGCGGUGGAGUUGAACGACGAACAUCUCAGCACGGUCAAUGUACUCGGGCUGGUCAUGUGUCUGGGCGGUAUCUGCUGCCACGUGGUGCAUAAAUUCCUAACCUACCGGGAUGAAACGACCAAAUCGGCGCUCUCCUCGCUAGACAAAUCCACCGGUGGCUACCUCGAGGACCACGACGACGAGGACGACGACAUGCGCCCAUCCGCUGGUGGAUUGGUAGGCAAAAACGGUAGCCUCAAGUUCGGCAAUGGUGGCACCGGGGGCAGUGUUGGUGGUGGUGGUGGUGGUGGUGGUAGUGCAGCUGGAGUACGGUUCAAGGGUGGUCAGUACCGACCGCUGCUGGUGAACGAGGCACGCGACGCGGACGACUCGGACCAUCUGGUGGUGGAGAACCGGAACUACCUGUCGGACGACAGCGAGCAGGAGGAGAACGGUACGCAGGACGUGCUGUUCGACAUACUUAAGCGCCGCGAGCGAUAGUCAUUCCAAGGAAGGGAAAAGAAGGGGUUGGGGGUGUAAGGGUAUGAUUGUUGGAUAGAGCAUUUUUUAAGUUGUUAUUUGUUGUAGUUUUGCGUAAGCGUAAUGCUGCUUCAGGGCGCUCUGCUGCUUUCCGUGUAGCAGGCAUUAUUCCAGUCACUUGAAUUGUAUAGUGUACCAUUAUUACUUAAUUUUGAAGCUACCAUGCAUUUCCGCAAAAACAAGUAUUCACAUUUCCAUGCCAUAUACAUGUCGAUGUGUGUAGGAAGCCGAUUUUAAACAGGUUGUUUUAUUAUUAUUAUUAUUGGGGGUUUGUUUUAUUAUCAACGCUUAAGCGGGGCGUGGGCACUAUUUUGUGGAUUAAGCAAAUGUAUGUGAUGUAUGUUUUUUUGGUCCUUUUCUUUGUUUGUGUUUAAAUUAGACUGAAUUUAAAAUUAGCAAAGCUUAGUUAGUAUAAGGAGUGUGUGAGUUAGCACAGAAGCGGCUUAUUGAAUGACUGAUGUGCAUUGUGGGGGAAAGGGUUUGCCGCUUACGGUAUAGUUUGUGUACUACUACUACUACUACUACUACUUACCCCUUUACACUCUGAUACCUACGUGAGGUCUGUGUGAGACGAUCGACUAGCAAAUUCAAACACUAUUCCAAGCCAGUUAUCAAUUCCCUUUCAACCUUUUACCAGAAGUACCGAGAACCUCCAGUGAGGGCACCUGAGUGAGUGGAACAUAGUCAGCGGUCAACGCAGUCAAUCCCCCGCCGGAUUUUUAUUACUGUAUAGAAGGAAUUAACUAAUAAAACUGGUUUGCUGGUACGAAAAAUAAAACGUACCUUAUUUUUUUACGUACACCACUUACCUCCUACUGGUGGUCGAAACUGA
Anopheles gambiae (African malaria mosquito) is the source of this 3430-nucleotide messenger RNA. Its product is annotated as solute carrier family 35 member C2. The record is from RefSeq and is a predicted model, not a curated record. Gene Ontology annotation, biological process: UDP-glucose transmembrane transport. Gene Ontology annotation, molecular function: antiporter activity. Bases 1006 to 2559 code for a protein of 517 amino acids. Gene Ontology annotation, cellular component: cis-Golgi network; Golgi apparatus; endoplasmic reticulum-Golgi intermediate compartment. NCBI's taxonomy places the organism in Eukaryota, Metazoa, Arthropoda, Insecta, Diptera, Culicidae. The transcript is spliced from 6 exons.